AUGAUUGGUAGAAUAGAUGUUACCAAUGGCAACGAAUUGCGCCUACCGUUGACCAUCCCCGAAUGGAAAAAUGCCAAUGUAGCUGGCGGUGGCUUGGAACGGCUUCUGUUGCUGCUGGACAAGGAACAAAAGGCAGAAUCCAACGCCUGGAUCUCAUUAGCGACUGAAGACUUAGUUCGCCAGCAAUGGGAGGCUGCUCAGGCGGCCAAGGCCAGUGGAGCUGACGUCCCCUUGUUUGGUGUCCCGUUUGCGGCCAAGGACAACAUCGAUGCCAUUGGCUUUCCCACUACCGCCGCUUGUCCGGCUUUUUCUACAGGACCCGUGGACACUGACGCCACAGUCAUCUCCCGGCUGAAGGGAGCGGGCGCCAUCCUGAUUGGCAAGACCAAUCUUGACCAGUUCGCUACCGGCCUGGUGGGCACCCGAUCUCCAUACGGCGCAGUGUCCAACACGUUUGAUCCUGAACGUGUCAGUGGUGGGUCGAGCUCCGGAAGCGCCGUUGUAGUCGCGCGGGGCACUGUACCUUUUUCGCUCGGCACCGACACCGCCGGCUCCGGUAGAGUCCCGGCUGGCCUGAACAACCUCAUUGGUCUGAAACCAACCAGGGGUGCUAUCAGCACAACCGGUGUAAUACCUGCCUGCAGAACGCUAGAUUGCGUCUCCAUCUUUGCUUUGACGGUCGACGAUGCACAGGAAGUCCUUGCCGUUGCCGAGGGGCAUGAUCCGUCAGACUCAUACUCUCGGCCACGGCCAUCUCUGACCGUUGAGCCUGCCAUAUCACAAUCCCUCACAUUUGCCAUCUGCAAAGACCCAAACUGGUUCGGCGCCGCUGAUAGAGCGUCAGCCUACGACGCUGCGCUCAACAGAGUACGAGAUGCAGGGAUUGCCUUGGAGCCAGUUGACUUCUCAGACCUGUUUGAGCUUGCAAGUCUACUCUACGAAGGCCCAUGGGUAGCUGAGAGAUAUGCUGCUAUUAGAUCCCUCAUCGAGCAUGAGCCAGCAGCACUUGACCCUACUGUCCGCCAAAUCAUCCUCAAAGCUAAUGCGUUCAGCGCAGCCGACCUCUUCGAUGCACAAUAUCGGCGUCAAUAUCUCGUCAAGAAGAUUUCUGCGGCCUAUGCAAAGUAUGAUGCAAUCCUUGUGCCGACGGCACCAACAUUCCCACUACUCCGAGACGUCGCGCGGGAGCCUGUCAGGGAAAACUCGCUCUUGGGCACUUAUACCAACUUUGUAAACUUUAUGGACUGGUCGGCCCUUUCCAUCCCCGCUGGUUUCUGCCCUCAGGAGCUUCCGUUUGGGAUAACACUAAUCUCAGACACUUGGCAGGAGCCAAAACUAAUAUCCCUAGCCAAGACAUUCCUCUCGACUAACAAGAGGCGCCUGGGCGCCACCAAUACCUUAUAUCAACAGCCUGAAGUAGAAACUCAAAUCCCCGCUUUGGAGAACAGCCUUCCCUCAAACACUAUAUCCGUAGCUGUCGUGGGAGCACAUUUGCGUGGAUUUCCACUCAACAAAGAUCUGACGUCGAGGGGUGCCGUGUUCUCAGAAGCCACCAAAACGGCGCCUCAAUACCAAAUCUUUUCCUUGGCGGCUCCCGAGGGUGCUAUCCGGAAGCCUGGCCUGCGACGAGUCGGCAAAGGCGAAACGGGCCACCCUGUUGAGGUCGAGGUUUGGAAGCUACCAGAGGCUCAGUUUGCUAGCUUCUUUGUCACAAUCCCAAGUCCACUAGGUCUUGGCUCCAUAGAGCUUGCAACAGGUUCCUGGGUCUUUGGUUUCAUUUGCGAGCCCGCGGGCUUUGACGAUGCGGUUGACAUCAGCCAUUACGGAGGUUGGAAACACUAUAUGGCAGCUCAGUCAGGUAAUGGAGUUGCAGCCGAGUCCAGAAAUGGCGUUGUCGCCAAGGAGAAACAUGUUUCAUCCGCUCCCGACAGCUAUAUCGAAUCUGCUCCGCGGCGGAUCAAGUCGGUUCUGAUAGCCAACCGGGGUGAAAUAGCAGUCCGCAUCAUCAAAACCCUGCGGACCAUGGGCAUCAAGUCCAUCGCCAUCUACUCGACCGCCGACGCAGCGGCUGAGCAUGUACGGAUCGCCGACGUGGCCUGGCCGCUUCUUGGUGACACGGUCGGUGAGACAUACCUGUCCCACAGCCAGAUACUAGACGCCGCCAAGAAGACGGACGCAGAUGCCGUGAUUCCAGGGUACGGCUUCCUCGCCGAAAACGCCGACUUUGCCAGCAAAGUCGAGGAAGCAGGCCUCGUCUGGAUUGGGCCGACACCAGACCAGAUGCGUGAUCUGGGGCUGAAGCACCGAGCGCGCGAGAUUGCUCAAGCCGCUGGCGUCCCUACAGUCCCAGGAACGGCGCUGCUCAAGGACGGCGCGCAGGCGGUAGCCGAAGCGGGCAGGAUCGGCUUUCCUGUCAUGAUAAAGAGCACUGCUGGCGGUGGCGGCAUCGGACUGCGUGUAUCGCACGAUGUCGAAUCGCUCAAGGAGGACUAUGAGAGCGUCCAGAGAUUGGCGGCUUCUCACUUUGGCGACGCUGGUGUUUUCCUGGAACGUUUCGUCCAGCGAGCACGCCAUAUCGAGGUGCAGGUCCUGGGUGAUGGAAAAGGGGCUGUCGUUACUGUCGGCGAAAGGGACUGUUCUCUCCAGAGACGCAAUCAGAAGGUCGUCGAGGAGUGCCCGGCCUUCUUUGUACCUCAAGAGGUACGACAGAGGAUGCGGAAGGCUGCCGUUGAUCUCGCUGCAGCGGUCAGCUAUCGCAACGUUGGCACGGUCGAGUUUAUCUAUGAUGUUGACAAGGAAGAUUUCUUCUUCCUCGAGAUGAACACGCGUCUUCAGGUCGAACAUCCGGUAACGGAAGAAGUAAUGGGCCUGGACCUCGUCGAGUCGAUGGUUCAGGUCGCAGGCGGCCAAGGCAUAACUUAUCAACCUCAAGCUGUCGACACCGACAACAAGUUCUCGAUUGAAGCUCGCAUAUAUGCCGAGUCUCCACUGCAGAACUUUCGUCCGUCUUCGGGCAAGCUGUUGGACAUUCAGUUCCCUGCCAACGUCCGUGUUGACACGUGGGUUCGUUCCGGAACAGAGUUGUCAUCCUCUUAUGACCCCCUGAUUGCCAAGAUAAUUGCAACCGACAGUUCGAGAAGCGCAGCAAUAGACAGGCUCCUCGAGGCUCUGAGAUCAACGACAAUAACUGGCGUCGAAACCAACGUUGAUUACGUGGCCCAGAUAGUCGCAUCACCGGAGUUUAGGGCUGGCAAUUUCACCACCAAAACCCUGGACACAUUUGCUUACCAGCUGAGAGCGGUCGAGGUAUUGGAGCCUGGUCCUGGGACGACGGUACAGGAUUACCCGGGCCGAACCGGCUACUGGCACAUUGGCAUUCCCCCCUCGGGUCCAAUGGACAGCUGCUCCCUUCGAAGGGCAAACAAGCUUGUGGGCAACGAGGAGGGCGCCGCAGGACUCGAAUGUAGCAUCCAGGGCCCGAAAUUAUUGUUCCACUGUGAUGCGGUCGUGGCCGUGACUGGGGCGCUGGCCGAUGUCUCUGUUGAUGGCCAUGUUGUCGAUUCCACAAAGGCAAUCCAGAUUAAAAAGGGCCAAUCUCUGUCCGUGGGUAUACCAACAUCCGGCUGCCGUUCUUACAUUGCCUUCCAGGGCGGAGGUCUCCACGUGCCCGAUGUGUAUGGCAGCCGAUCAACCUUUACCCUCGGUAGGCUCGGAGGUCUCAACGGGCGAGCGCUGCAGUGCGGAGACCUUUUGAGACUAGAAAGUCUACCGGUGGACGAAGUAUUGCGGUCUCGACCAGCCACGCUCCCAAGACUACCACUUCCCACGGGCUUUGUGUCGCAAUGGAAGGUUGCUGUCAUGCCCGGUCCGCAUGGCUGUCCAGACUUCUUCACCAAGGAAGGAUACCAAGAGCUGUUCGCUGCAUCUUGGAAAGUCCAUUACAACAGCAAUCGGUCGGGCGUCCGUCUCCGAGGGCCUACGCCGCAAUGGGCGCGUGCAGACGGCGGCUCCGCCGGCCUCCACCCUUCAAACAUACACGACAGCCCAUAUGCCAUAGGAAGCAUCAGCUUUACGGGAGACGACGCGGUGGUGCUGACGGGCGAUGGACCCAGCCUAGGCGGCUUUGUAGUGUUUGCUACCGUGAUCACGGCUGAGAUGUGGAAAUUUGGGCAGAUGCGCCCUGGCGACCAGAUUCAACUCGUGCCGGUCCAUCGGAACUGGGCGCUUGAACAAGCAGCCGAGUUUGACGAGAGUGUUAAAAACCUUGCUGAUCUCCCUGACUGGUCAGCAACUGCAGCCUCGGAUACUUUAACGCAGGAGCAUCUUACCUCUGAGGCAGUCAUCCUCGUAGACGGAGAGGAUGGAGUGAUUUGCCGGCCGUUUGGUGAUAGGGCCUUCCUGCUCGAGUUUGGACAGCACGAUGGAUUCAACCUGUUGCAAACCUAUCAGAUCGCGAGCCUCGUCCGACAACACAAAGCAUGCCCAAUUCCAAACGUCGAAGAGCUAGUUCCCGGUGUCCGCACGCUGCUUGUCAUGUGCCACACGCUGGCAACAGUUGACAAGGCCUUGGAGGAGCUAAAGUCGCGGGUACCGGCGCUCAUACAAGACCUGCCGACCGCGCUCCCGUCCCGCAGAGUUCGCCUGCCAUUUGUCUUUGAUGACAGCGUCUCCCAGGCGGCUGUCGGCCGCUACAUGAGCACGAUCCGCAGCUCGGCGCCGUACCUCCCAAGCAACGUGGAAUUCUUGCGCGAGCUCAACUUCCCCGACAAGGGCGUGGAAGCGGUCCGGGAGGUGCUGGAAACUGGCGACUUCUUGGUGCUGGGGCUGGGCGACGUCUACCUGGGCUCGCCUUGUGCGGUGCCGCUGGACCCUCGGCAUCGAUUGUUCGGCACCAAGUACAACCCGUCUCGGUCCUUUACGCCCCGAAACUCGGUGGGCAUCGGCGGCCAGUACAUGUGCAUCUAUGCGACGGACUCGCCGGGUGGUUAUCAGCUCCUGGGGAGGACAGCCCCGAUCUGGGACUCGUACGGAAGCAUCAACAGCGACGGGGGCGACAGAGAACCUGCUUGGAUGUUCCAGCUCCUGGACCGCAUUUCGUUUCACCCCGUUUCCGAGGAAGCGCUGGACUCUGCCAUCGCAUCCGGCAAGUAUCACGAUCUUAUCAGCAUUGAGGAGGAUGCUCUCAAUCUGAAAGACUACGAAAAGUGGCUGAGCGAUAACGCCCAAGACAUAGAGCACGUCGUGCAGCAGCGCGUCCAGGCGGUGCGGAGCGCGCCCUUUUACAACGAGCUCCUCAGGCCCUUUGAGGAUGCCACACACGAUGCAGCAUCCAGCCCGGGACAAGCGGUGCUUGACGAUACCUCGGGUGAGCGGGUCAAGGCUAACAUUCCAGGGAGGUGUUUUCGCAUUCACGUAAAAGAAGGCCAGGAGGUGGAUGUGGGAGAUGACGUGGCGUGGAUUGAGGCAAAUAAGAUGGAGCUGAAAAUAUGCUCGCCGGUGCGGGGGAGGUGCGUCAGGGUAUGCGUAGCGGCAGGCAGCAUCGUUGACGCUGGGGACGACUUGGUUGUCAUUGCUUCAGUGUCGUAG
Molecule: messenger RNA, 5586 nt
Organism: Pyricularia pennisetigena
Lineage: Eukaryota; Fungi; Ascomycota; Sordariomycetes; Magnaporthales; Pyriculariaceae
Exons: 3
Coding region: 1-5586 (1861 amino acids)
Cellular component (GO): mitochondrion
Molecular function (GO): metal ion binding; methylcrotonoyl-CoA carboxylase activity; urea carboxylase activity
Source: RefSeq, a predicted model, not a curated record